Messenger RNA from Amphimedon queenslandica, 418 nucleotides. RefSeq lists its product as uncharacterized. NCBI's taxonomy places the organism in Eukaryota, Metazoa, Porifera, Demospongiae, Haplosclerida, Niphatidae. The record is from RefSeq and is a predicted model, not a curated record. The transcript has 4 exons. The coding region runs from base 59 to 418 and encodes 119 amino acids.
AUAAGCUAGAGCAAGUGAAGUUGUUGGAUCACUUUUUUAGCUAGCAGAAGCUACUAGUAUGAAGAAAAUAUUACUUUCUAUAAUAAAUCUUUUUUUCCUUAUUACUCAUGUUUCAGGCAGUAUCUCCUUCAUUAUUGUACCAGUGACACAAUAUGUAUAUGUCAAUGAUACUGUGACAUUUGAAUGUGCAACUAAUUUGUCUGGGUAUAACACUAAUCUUAUGAUUCAUACUAAUCCAUCAGUUAAAGUCAAAUUUAAUUUUGGAUAUGUCCUCAACCUAACAGCAACAAGCGAAGCAAAUGGUACAGAAGUUAUCUGUAAAGCACCUAAUGGAGCUACCACUGAACCAGCAUACCUAUAUGUACAAGGCCCACCUGAUAGUGUCAUUGGUAUCCUCCAUUCACACUACCAGGACUAA